CCUACUAGCUCCUUUUCCCACUGUGGUCACUUUCGGUUUCUUUUAUGCUCCUACUCACUUCCUUUUUUGUUCUCAGAGGGUUUGACUUCUUUGGUUUCUCAUUCUUAGGCUCCCUUGGUCCUUUCUUCCCAUGAAUCUCUUUCUUUCAUAAUUUUUUCUUACUGAUACGUACAGCAGUAAUUAAAUUCCCUGUGGUGUUUUUGUCUCCCAACCCCCCCAAUCCCAUGGGUAGGAACAAUGAAGGAGAGGUUCUUUACAGUGCAGGAUCUAAGGUAAGUAACUUGUACUCUGCCAGGAUGGAAGGUCAAAAGAAAAAAUCUCUUCUUGCAUCUAUAACCAAACCUGGAGUCGAAAAUAGCAGACCAAGCAGUAUGGUUGUGAAGAAAGCACAUACCGUAGUUCCUGCACAUAUCUUGGCAGAAGCCAUAUCAACAAUUCGUGGUCUUGACCUCAGAUGGUCAGGUCCGAUAACAACAACAGAAAUGCAAUAUGUUGAGCAGUAUGUCUUGGCGAAAUACCCCCAAUACGCUGGCUUUAUCGGAGAGAAGGUUGAUCUAUCUACUCUUUGUAUCAACGAGGAGAUUUCAGAGCCUUCACCUGACGACAAGAAUAAGUCACCAAGGGCUAGUCCGAGAGAGGUCUCCAUACCAUCCAUGGGAAGCAAUCACCCUGACUUGGAUAGAACCCAGUUAGAGCCAUCAAGACUGCUUGAUAUUCUCACAGAGAAAUCCUCAUUUCCAGGGAGUUUCGUAUCAAUACCUGAAAUUCAAGCUCAGCACAAAGUUCUGAGGCACUGUGGAUUACUCGAUAAUGAGUAUCUUGUCCUGUUCACUCAAAACUACAAAGAUGCAAUGAUGUUAGUAGGGGAGAGCUACCCUUUCUUCAGAGGGAAAUUCUACAUGACUGCUAUCGGGGAAGAAAUGGAUUAUGUAAAGGAAUUCGCCAGUUACAAGGAAUCAAAAGUGAUCCCGACACCAGAGAGUUGGUUGGAUUUGAGAAUCAAGGGAUCACAGCUCAGCCAGUAUUUUAGAAGGAAGUGUAAGCACAGCCCUAAGGGGCUAUUCUCAUACCCAGCUGAUGUGCAUGGAACUCGUUAUUCGAUGCAUUGGGUAUCAGAAGCCCAUCGGAACUCAUGGCAUGUUCUGCUGGACGCAACUGCACUUGUUGUGGGAAAGGAUAGGUUGAAUCUUGCACUUCACAGACCUGACUUUGUGCUGUGCAGCCCUGACAAUACCCCUACUAAUCCUUCAACAAUCACAUGCCUUCUUGUUAGGAAGAGAUCUUUUGAUACAACAACAGCUUCUUCUUAGCUCAAAGAUUAAGAAGAGGUUUUUGUUUGUGAUUUUUGAGCAUGCUUGGACUGGUUAAUUAAGCAAAGUCAAUACAUGUUUUCA
This is a messenger RNA of Populus nigra (black poplar), 1394 nucleotides long. RefSeq lists its product as uncharacterized. NCBI's taxonomy places the organism in Eukaryota, Viridiplantae, Streptophyta, Magnoliopsida, Malpighiales, Salicaceae. Bases 225 to 1310 code for a protein of 361 amino acids. The transcript has 3 exons. The record is from RefSeq and is a predicted model, not a curated record.